AUGCCCGGUCGUGGCGCCGCCAUGACCAGGCAUGACCAGCCCUAUCCAGUAUCAAGCAAACCAUCAGCCCCUCCCUCAUUACAUUUCUCAUUCUCUUCUAGCCGCUCCAUCAUCGACCGAAACUUGCCAACACAUGUUUUAAAUAUCUACGAUGGAGUCCCUUUGCCAAAUCAAGCAUUCGGGGUUUGCAAAGCUCCGCUUCAGGAGUUGACUACCCAAAAUAUGAACCCGGCCAUCGUCUCUUCAGCCAAACGUGGGCCAUCUAGCGAUCGUCAGUAUGACGAACAUGCAAAGAAGUCAAAGAUUUCCCAAGCAAAUCCUGAAGUAGACUCCAUCAACUUGAGUUCUAUCUUAUUAUUACCGAGCCCUGGUAUACAGAUUGGCUCAAGCAGUUCGGCUACCAUAUCAGAGGAUAAGCCGCAUGCCGGCUUGCAGGCAAUGCCAGUACUCGAGCAAAAGGUAUUAGAAGAGUCUGUGCUUAACGCCUUUGAAUACAGCGACAAUGUUAUCGUAUUGGGAGAGAAAAUAUUCCCUGUACCGAUAGGUAGCGAAAUCAACAGUUUUCUCAAGUUCAAACGCGCCCACCCCAAUUCGGGAGGAAGAGCUCAUGCUCUCACAUAUCCCCAACGAACCAUACCAACCUGUUGGAACGUGGCAGUCCAAAAGCCGUCAGAUCGGACCUUGCUAGCCUUCUAUUGUCCGGGAAUCCGAUCGGCUAUUCUAUGCCUUGCUGCUGUGCAUCUUCACGACCAUACCCCGGACAAAGAAAAUGGGGAUCGAGUGAUCCACAACUAUGCAUUCGGCUAUAGAGCCAUCCAAUUACACAAGCGCACUGUUGCAUACCUCCGCGACCUCCUCAACUGCAAGCAAGACGGAUCACCUAUCGAGAUCUUAUCAUUACUGAUAAUUCUUUCCACUAUAGAUGCCCUCCGGAUCGAGCAUCAAACGAAGGCUCCUUUUGAGCCAGCAUGGUAUCAGGGAUUAAGGCUGGCGGAAAAGUACCUCGAUAACAUGGGGCAGAAACCCGCUUUCUUGGAGGAAGAAUGCUGGAAUCAGAAGAUUCCAAAGCGUAUAAGAGACACCUUGCCGUUCAACUUUAGGGAGUCCCCACCAACGAGCCCUCAGCACCCCCAGCCGACAAGCCUUCACAUCUCUCAGGCCGUCUUGGUUGCUCGGGGAAUCAUCCUCACGCAGGCUUCAUCUGAGGAUGUCUGGACAAUCCAUGGAGGAUGCGGCACUUCACCGAAACUACUGCAUAUCAUGAGUCAGAUUAAUUACUGUGCCACAAGGUUUCAUCAGGAUAACCGAAGUAUUGUGGUGCCCCUGACAGCAAAGAAAUUACUCCAGCUGCUAUAUGAGCUAAAAUCCACCGAGUCGGCCGAGUCUUCUAUUGACUCCACUACGAAGGUGAUCGAACAAACAGCUUAUGCUUGGCUUCUCACCGCGAUCAUCUACCUUCGAUGCCGAGUGCAGAGGUACCCCCCGAGUCACCGAUAUGUGAGAAGGCAUUUAGCAGCCCUAGCCAAAUGCAUACAAGCAGUCCCAGCAUCUGGACUAUUUUUCACGGCAAAUGCCCCUAUUCUCCCUGUAUUCAUACUUGGUUUAUUGUCUGUAAAGAAUAGAGGAGUUGCGCAAGACUGGUUUGAGACGGUACUUCAAGUGCCGGUUAGAAGUACUGUUCCCCCUAUCUACGAAGCUCUGAAGCGAACCUGGGAAUGGAAACAGAUAUGGCCUUCAGCUAAAAACCUACCUCGUCUAAUCCAAGAAAGAGAGCCUUGGUGGGAGAAGCUGGUUGAUCGACUUCUUAUUGAGACGGGAGGCAUGCUAUGUUUUAUGUAA
Messenger RNA from Fusarium oxysporum Fo47, 1839 nucleotides. RefSeq names its product transcription factor domain-containing protein. The record is from RefSeq and is a predicted model, not a curated record. Bases 1 to 1839 code for a protein of 612 amino acids. The transcript is spliced from 9 exons. NCBI's taxonomy places the organism in Eukaryota, Fungi, Ascomycota, Sordariomycetes, Hypocreales, Nectriaceae.